CACAUAAACUUCUACUUCUCUCCCAACACAAUGUUGGGCAAGAAGAUUGGUUCCUUCAAAAAAUUAGCCAAAAAGGUCAAGGUCAAACGCACCCCGAAUAUAGAGCCAUCACACCAUGACUACUUGCUAAAGACAUAUGAAGAAGAUGAAGGUUGCAACGAACCCAAACCAGGUUUUUUUGCGAUUUAUGUAGUGUCACGGCUUUCCAAGAAGUGGUUAAUGCGGUUGAAUGUUCCAAUGGGAUGUUUGAUCUUGGUCAUUUGGUUGAAGAGCUCUUUUAGAUACGACUUAUGAGUAAUAGAUACGUGCACAGCUUCCGGCUGGUUUUGUCAAACAUAUCCUUAGUUUAGUGUUAAUUAGUAAGCAGCUCCCUC
Messenger RNA from Lactuca virosa, 374 nucleotides. The record is from the annotation of a GenBank genome assembly. Lineage: Eukaryota; Viridiplantae; Streptophyta; Magnoliopsida; Asterales; Asteraceae.